Lactuca saligna is the source of this 644-nucleotide messenger RNA. The record is from the annotation of a GenBank genome assembly. NCBI's taxonomy places the organism in Eukaryota, Viridiplantae, Streptophyta, Magnoliopsida, Asterales, Asteraceae.
CUCUCUCUCUCACACACACACACACACACACACAAACACACAGACACAGAGAGAAAAUGGCACCUGGGAAUUCUCCAUGUGCUUCAUGCAAACUACUGCGAAGAAGAUGUGCGAAAGACUGCAUUUUUGCACCCUAUUUUUCAUCGGAUGAACCCCACAAAUUUGCAAUCGUUCACAAGAUCUUCGGUGCUAGCAAUGUUAGCAAGAUGUUGCAGGAGCUUCCUGUUUGUCAAAGAGCGGAUGCAGUAAGCAGCCUGGUGUAUGAAGCGAAUGCAAGAAUGAGAGAUCCUGUUUACGGAUGUGUAGGGGCAAUUUCGUAUUUACAGAGUCAGGUUUCACAGUUGCAAAUGCAGCUGGCAAUGGCUCAGGCAGAUAUGCUAUGCAUUCAAAUGCAACAAGAGUCUCCAGUACUAUCCGCCAAUGGUGUCUUGCCAGGUCAUCCUGGAUACAGCAAUAAUAUGUUAACAGAGGAUGGCGUCUCUUCAGAUGACAUGUCAUACUCGCGUAUGCAUAAUAGUAAUACCAUCAUCAACCAUCAUCAUCAUCAUCAUCAUCAACAUCAGGAACAAUACUUGAACUUUACUUGUAACAAUGUAAUUCAGUACGACACACUGAAGAGAGAGUCUUCUUCUCUUUGGGCAUGA